This is a messenger RNA of Syngnathus acus (greater pipefish), 1125 nucleotides long. RefSeq names its product bladder cancer associated protein (gene blcap). NCBI's taxonomy places the organism in Eukaryota, Metazoa, Chordata, Actinopteri, Syngnathiformes, Syngnathidae. The record is from RefSeq and is a predicted model, not a curated record. The transcript is spliced from 4 exons. The coding region runs from base 379 to 642 and encodes 87 amino acids.
UAAGGGCGCAAUCAGCACUUGACGUCUCCAGUCUGCCAGUCAACGGUUGGUUGUUUCAGGCAGAUCCACGGACACCUCUGCCAGCUGGCCGCCGGGGUCCUUGUCGUUGCUUAGCCAUAUUGCUGUCGAUAGCAAACACGUACGCAGACGCUCAGCGAAACGGAACAAAGUCUUUUCGCGGACAGUUUAAGGCCAGAAUGAUGCACAUGGCUGCCAGACCUUGAGCCAAGCAGGAAGCAGCGGUGUGGGUCACUUGAUUAGGGACCAGCUGACCUCAGCAAAGUUUGCUGUUGUGUUGCACUUCCUGGCCAGCCUCCGCUGAGACCGUGCAGUGCCCGUCCCGCCGACUGCCGCCACCCACCGAGUAGGGCGUCAAGCAUGUAUUGCCUGCAGUGGCUGCUGCCGGUGCUGCUGAUCCCCAAGCCGCUCAACCCGGCGCUGUGGUUCAACCACUCCAUGUUCAUGGGCUUCUACCUGCUCAGCUUCCUGCUGGAGAGGAAGCCUUGCACCAUCUGUGCCUUGGUCUUCCUCACCGCCCUUUUCCUCAUCUGCUACAGCUGCUGGGGCAACUGCUUCCUCUACCACUGCCAGGACGCCGCCCUGCCGCACGCUGCACACGACCCGGCCAUCGUGGGCGCCUAGAGGCCCCUCGCCAUUGCUGCCGCCAUGCUGGACACAAGACCAACUUUGAUGUAAAGACUUGAAAACGGAGACAGCGGGAGACAUUUUGUUUGCCCAGGCCGUGCUGUGCGUGCGCAGACACAAUCUUCCACACACCGGACAAUCAAUGUUGCCGACCACUCCUUUUCCUCUGGCUAAAUGCACACAACCAUGUUCUUUGAAGUGAUUGUCAGUAUUUUCAGCACAUGCAAAAGAAACAACACACACACAAAGUUGGAUGGCAACUUUUUUUUUUUUUUUAAUCCUUGUGUUUCAGCACAAUGUUGUUUUUGGUUUUUAAGUGGAAUAAAAUAUUUUGUUUUUCCUCCAAUAGUGUUGAGUACAUGAAUUAAAAAAGAAAAAGAAAACUUAUUGUUGAAGGUGUCAUAUUUUUCACCAACAGUGACAAAAUUUGAAAAGAGAUAUGAGAUGUCAAUUUCCCCAAACGCUCUCUCACAUACAAUG